UUAGUUUUAAUCGUAGAGGUCGGGAGCUCAGACAGUCAUGUCAGUGACAGGUGAGUCUCUCCAUCAGUCCAGUGCUCUGAGUGAAAGGACCCUGACACCAGAAGAGCUGGACAAACUCAGGAAUGACAGCGUCUUAGUGUCCGACUUUAAACAGCAGAAACUCGAAAUGGACGCUCAGAAAAACUGGGACUUGUUUUAUAAAAGAAACACGACGAACUUUUUCAAAGACAGGCACUGGACUACCAGAGAGUUUGAAGAACUGAAAAACUGCAAAGAGUCUCAGGGGCAGAAGCUGGUGUUAUUAGAGGCUGGCUGUGGGGUUGGAAACUGUAUUUUCCCUCUUCUGGAAGAGGAUCUCGGUAUCUUCAUUUAUGCUUGUGACUUUUCUCCACGAGCUGUUGAGUUUGUGAAGCAAAAUGCCUUGUAUAGCACCGAGCGAUGCCUUGCGUUUCAGUGUGACCUCACUAAAGAUGAUCUCCAGGCCACCAUACAAGUGGAGACAGUGGAUGUAGCCACACUGAUAUUUGUUCUGUCUGCAAUUCAUCCUGACAAGAUGCUGAAAGCCCUGGAACAGAUUUAUAAGGUAUUAAGACCAGGAGGUAUUGUCCUCUUCAGAGACUAUGGUCUUUAUGAUCAUGCCAUGUUGAGGUUUAAGUCUGGCAAUAAGCUGGGCGAGAACUUCUACGUAAGACAGGAUGGGACCCGUUCCUUUUUCUUCUCUAGAGAGUACUUGGCUGGUUUGUUCCAACAGGCAGGAUUUGAGAGUCUAGUGAACGAGUAUGUGUUGAGAGAAACUGUGAAUAAAAAAGAGGGUCUGUGUGUUCCCCGAGUGUUCCUGCAGAGUAAAUUUCUCAAACCUGUCCCAUCAUCAUCAUCAUCACCAUCAUAAACUUAUUUUUGUGUCAAGUGUCAUGCAUUCAUUUAUUGUAUUUCAGAUAAAUACAAUUUCCAAUUACAUGUUGUUUUCGUACUAUCUCAUACUGAAAUAAAAUCUGUAUAUUUUUCAA
Messenger RNA from Carassius carassius (crucian carp), 1007 nucleotides. It is a transcript of the gene mettl6, whose product is annotated as methyltransferase 6, methylcytidine. The coding region runs from base 38 to 889 and encodes 283 amino acids. The record is from RefSeq and is a predicted model, not a curated record. The transcript has 5 exons. Gene Ontology annotation, molecular function: S-adenosylmethionine-dependent methyltransferase activity. Lineage: Eukaryota; Metazoa; Chordata; Actinopteri; Cypriniformes; Cyprinidae.